Bombyx mori (domestic silkworm) is the source of this 3006-nucleotide messenger RNA. It is a transcript of the gene NdufA3, whose product is annotated as retrovirus-related Pol polyprotein from transposon 17.6. NCBI's taxonomy places the organism in Eukaryota, Metazoa, Arthropoda, Insecta, Lepidoptera, Bombycidae. The transcript has 2 exons. Gene Ontology annotation, molecular function: nucleic acid binding. The record is from RefSeq and is a predicted model, not a curated record. The coding region runs from base 1 to 3006 and encodes 1001 amino acids. Gene Ontology annotation, biological process: DNA integration.
AUGAUUCUCACAGAAUUCGUCGUAUUCCCGGACGCCCAGGAUAAUGACACAUUAUUGGGUGUAGACUUUUUAGUAGCAGCUGGUUUAGCCAUUGACUUCGAUACUUCGACAUGGCGCUACCAAGGUUCUGAACGAGUUUUUCCAUUGGAGUUCGAGUAUCCCAGUGACCUCACGCCUUGUUCUGCUGCUGAUUUCUUAAGAGAAGACGAGGGAACUAUGCUGUGUCCUCCCGAGCGUGACCGCCUAGCUACUCUUCUGCAAUGCAACGAGGAUAUCUUCAGACCAGGGGGAGACCCAACGCCGUACGCUGAACAUCGUAUUGAUACAGGAGACCAUGCGCCUAUCUCAGUCCCGCCGUAUCGCCUCACACCUGCACGUAGAGAGGUCAUGAAAACUGAACUUGACAAAAUGCUUGCGGAUGGUAUUAUUGAGGAAUGCGAGUCUGCAUGGACCUCUCCUGCUGUUUUAGUUCCCAAGAAGGAUAACGGCAUCCGAUUUUGUGUCGACUAUCGAAAGUUAAAUGCUGUCACUAAAACUGAUAAUUAUCCACUUCCGCUCAUAGACGAGCUUUUGCAGCUGACGAAGCGUCAUUGUUUUAUGACUUCAAUAGACCUAAAGGCUGGCUAUUGGCAAGUCCAGGUGCGCCCAGCUGAUCGCGAUAAAACUGCAUUUAUAACGCCGUUUGGGACAUUCCGUUUCACGCGAAUGCCAUUCGGAUUGAAGAACGCACCGUCCACGUUCCAACGUUUGAUCGAUCGGUUCCGUUCUGGCUCUAGUUUACAAGGUAUUGUGUUGCUGGCUUAUUUGGACGAUUUAUUAAUUAUUUCUGAAGAUUUUGAAAGCCAUCUGGAGGACCUACGAAAAGUAUUUGAACGUCUGCGUCUAUUCGGUUUAAGGGCCAAUCGUGCUAAGUGCUUCUUUGCUCGUCCAGAGAUUAAUUACUUGGGCCACGUGAUAACCCCUGAAGGUAUCAAGCCGGAUCCCUCUAAGGUCGACGCAGUCCUACAAAUGGCUAGCCCUAGAAAUCUGAAACAUUUAAAGUCAUUUUUACAGACGUGCUCAUGGUUCAGAAAGUUUAUACCAAAUUUUUCGCAAGUAGCCCAACCAUUAACUAAACUCACUCGUAAAAACGAGUCAUGGAGAUGGGAUAGUCAGCAGCAAGAAGCAUUCCAGUGUCUAAAGGAUAGGUUGACUUCGGCACCCAUAUUAGUUCAAGCAGACUAUACUAAGCCUUUUGUGUUGCGAACAGACGCUAGUAACUAUGCCUUAGGGGCUGUGUUGUUGCAAGGUGAGGGCAUUGACGAAAAACCCAUCGAGUACGCCAGUCGAUUGUUGAUUCCAGCUGAGAAAAAUUAUACCACCACCGAGAAGGAGGCUUUAGCGGUUGUUUGGGCAACCGAUAAGUUCCGUGGUUAUUUGGAUGGACAUCCGGUUUAUGUAAAAAGUGACCAUCAGCCUCUCAAGUGGCUCUUAACUCUCAAGACGCCCAAUGGACGUCUCAUCAGAUGGGCUAUGAAAUUGCAAGCCCUGGAUAUUCACUACGAAUACACGCCUGGUAAGGCCAAUGUUGUGGCUGACACUCUUAGCCGUCCUCAGUGCGAUGAUACCAUCCUUGACAGUUGUGAUGUCUGCAAUGUUAUCGUCGAUUUGCCACGUAUAAGUUCCGCCGAUUUACGUACGGAGCAGUUGGAUGACCCAGAGGUUGCCAAAAUCAUCACUAGUCUUGAAGACCCCGAACCGGUCAGCACUCAAUGGUUGGAUAGAGGGUACCUUAUGAACCAAGGUGUUUUAUACCGUUAUCUUCCAGAUUCGGAUAGUGAUCAACCUCAGCUCGUGGUGCCCAUUACUAUGCGUGAGAAGAUUUUGCAAGAAUUUCAUGACGCUCCCACAGCCGGCCACCAAGGAGUGGAGCGGACCUUUAAUCGGAUCAGUCAUAAUUAUUAUUUCGUUGGCAUGCGCAAGUAUAUUGCAGAUUACCUCAAGAAUUGUGAAGAGUGCCAGCGUUACAAGGCAUCCAAUCAAAAGCCUUUUGGACUCCUACAGACACCAGUCCUCAAUCAGCGUGGAGAAGUACUCGCCAUCGAUCUCUUCGGACCCUUACCGGAAGGCGAGCGUGGCGAGAAAUGGGUACUACUAGUUGAAGACACCGCCACCAGGUGGGUGGAAUUGUUCGCUCUGAGAGAAGCCACUGCUGAAGUUUGUGCGCCCGUACUCAUUAAUGAAUACUUCCUUCGAUAUGGUUUCCCACGCCGUAUUAUCUCAGACAAUGGUGUCCAAUUUAUUUCCGCCACCAUGCAACAAUGCAUGUUUAUUCUUGGCAUCAAGCAAAACCUCAUUCCUCUAUAUCAUCCAGAAGCAAAUCCUGCUGAAAGGAAGAACCGGGACCUACGUACUCAGCUCUCGAUAUUGGUCAAAAAUGAGCACCGAUCAUGGCCUAAAUUUUUGUCUUCCGUGCGAUUUUCCAUGAAUAGUGCCACGUGUGCCACGACAGGUGCCAGUCCCGCUCAGGUUAUGUUUGCCAGAGAAAUGCGUACCCCAUUUGACGCGCAGCGUGAUUUUAGGGGCAUACUAGAUAAAGAGAAUUUCCUUCCUCAAAUUACUCCGUAUCUCCGUAGAUUUUUAGAUAAUUGGGAUUCAAUUAGGGAUAGGGCUGAACAUCAUCAGGAUGAUAGGAAGUUGCAAUCUGAUAAAAGUCGAUUAUCUGGUCCCAGUUACCAAGUAGGUGAUCUAGUCCUUCUCUCUACGCACCUGCUAAGUGAUGCCGCCAAAGGUAGAACGAAGAAGUUCAUGCCUAAGCGUGACGGACCCUACCAGAUUAGCAAUAUCGGAUGGAACGAGAUCCCUGAAAUUUUUGCCUCAACAGGCUUAGGUCUUGUUGGUAUUGGUCUGGGUGUUCUUGGAGCAUACAAUUACGUGAAGAACGAUGGAGACAAUAGAAGGUACAAGGGUACCUAUGUGGUGAUGAGGCCGGACGACCCAAGAGUGAAGCUUAUACGCAAGGAGUAA